This is a messenger RNA of Loxodonta africana (African savanna elephant), 8256 nucleotides long. RefSeq names its product chromodomain helicase DNA binding protein 1 (gene CHD1). Gene Ontology annotation, molecular function: DNA binding; ATP binding; ATP hydrolysis activity. The transcript has 36 exons. Gene Ontology annotation, cellular component: nucleus; chromatin. Gene Ontology annotation, biological process: regulation of transcription by RNA polymerase II; nucleosome organization. Lineage: Eukaryota; Metazoa; Chordata; Mammalia; Proboscidea; Elephantidae. The record is from RefSeq and is a predicted model, not a curated record. Bases 1651 to 7050 code for a protein of 1799 amino acids.
GAAGCUGCGAUGGACUGUUGAGGGAAGAGGAAGGUUUUCAAACCCCUGUGGAGUACCGCUUAGAGAACUUGGCAGGAGCAAAGCAACUCUUAAAAGACGGUGCCGAAGAGGAGAAUUCAAGCGAUUUAACGACCUAGGGAAGAGUCAUUGUUGGGACGUGAGGAGCUAGAGAGCUGCGUGCGCUCGGAGCUUUAGAACUUAGGAUUGUGAGAAGGGUCUCAAAAAGGAUUUAGAGAAGGGAGAUGACAGAGAAAAGGAAGUUCCAGUGUACAGAGAAAGCCAUUUUGAGGGUCGAAAGAAGAAAAGGAAAGAACAAAAAGGAGUAAACUUUCUUAACGAGGAGAGACUUUCGGAAAGGAGACAAUUUGUUAAGAGUACUUAAAUUUUUAAGAGUUAACUGUGUAAUAGUAAAUUGCUUUGAGUAGGGUUGGAAUUAAUAUUUAGCAUUAGAAAAAAAUGCUGAGUCGCAUGGUCACUUUUUAGAGAACCUGUACUUGCGAACACUCUCCUGGACUGUACGUAGUCCCCAGAGAAUUAAAAGCCUAAUCCACAUGCAUAGUUUGUUGUUAUUGAGUUGGCGACAGCCUAUUUUCCUCCUCUUUUUUGUGGAAUGGAAAUAAUCUCAGGAGUGAAUUCUCUUUGCUGAGGUCUGAGGACAGCUCUGCUCUCAGUAGGCUGUCUCGGUACUUUCUGGCUGGGGAAGGAUCUGACGUCUCCUUCCCCCGCUUCUUCCUCUCCCUCCCCUGCCGGAGAUCUCCUUUGUUUAUUCGUAGAUGGCUUGUAGGUGACUCUCCAGUGUUGUGCUGAAAUCUUGAAAGGUGGAAAUGCUGUGGCCUUGUCCUUUAUUUCAGCCCAAACUCCUUAUUUAAAAAUUCAGAUACACUGUAUAGAAAAUCUGUUACCUUUAAAAAAAAAAAAAAAUCACGGAGUCUCUGCAUGUCCAAAUGGGAAAAGUAGUAUUAAAUUUUAUCACUCCACUAUCAGUUUGCCUGUGAAGGAACAUAUUUAUUUUGACCUGUGCAUUUUUUAUAAGAUUAUAAUAGUAUCAUUCUUUGUUCUUCUCAUGAGAUAAUUUUCAAAACUUUCCCUCGCUUGAGUGUAUGAAGUUCUUGGUGAUAAGAAAUGGGACUUGAUUUAAAGACAACUACCCCCUUUCACUUCAUUUGUUUGACCAAGUAUGUAAUAAGGUUCUGUUUUCGUUCUUGGGGUGCAUGUGUUUCACAUAGUAUCACUUUGCCUUAUUGAUCUAAAUAAUGCUACAUAGUUGCAGUUUACUUCUAAAGUUUAUGAAUAUUUUAAUUUCUGUCAAAAAUAUAUUCCCAGCGGUGCUUAAUUCUAGUAAGUAAUCAGACAUACAGUUAGUGGAAGUCUAGAUAUUUUAAGUAAAAGACUCCUCUUCUUCCUUACCGUCUUUAGUCAGUUGGUCUUAGGUUUGUGCAUGUUCUAAACAGGCUAAUUUAUCUUUUUUUUACAGGAAUUUUUCAUACUUUCUUAAUGUAUUUUCUUCAGGUGAAUCAAAACAGUCCCAGGAAAUCUGAAUAUUGAAGAAAAUUCAUACGCAUUUUUGAUAUUCAAGGAGGAGUCAGUAUUUAUAUUUAUCUUUUAAACUGGGAAGAUUUAUAUUUUAUUUUAAAACUUCUGAUAUUUACAAUGAAUGGACACAGUGAUGAAGAAAGUGUUAGAAACAGUAGUGGAGACUCAAGCCAGUCGGAUGAUGAUUCUGGGUCAGCUUCAGGCUCUGGAUCUGGUUCGAGCUCUGGAAGCAGUAGUGAUGGAAGCAGUAGCCAGUCAGGUAGCAGUGACUCUGACUCUGGAUCUGAAUCAGGCAGUCAGUCAGAGUCUGAGUCAGACACUUCCCGAGAAAACAAAGUUCAAGCAAAACCACCAAAAGUUGAUGGAACUGAGUUUUGGAAAUCUAGUCCCAGUAUUCUGGCUGUUCAGAGAUCUGCAAUGCUCAAGAAGCAGCAGCAACAGCAGCAGCAACGUCGAGCUUCAUCUGAUAGUGGAUCAGAAGAGGAGUCCUCUAGCAGUGAAGAUUCUGAUGACUCAUCAAGUGAGAUCAAAAGGAAAAAGCAUAAAGAUGAAGAUUGGCAAAUGUCUGGUUCAGGAUCUCCAUCUCAGUCUGGUUCAGAUUCAGAAUCUGAGGAAGAAAGAGACAAAAGCAGUUGUGAUGAAACGGAAUCUGAUUAUGAGCCAAAAAACAAAGUCAAGAGCAGAAAACCUCAAAAUAGAACAAAGUCAAAAAAUGGGAAGAAGAUUCCUGGACAAAAAAAGAGACAGAUUGAUUCAUCUGAGGAUGAUGAUGAUGAAGAAGAUUAUGAUAAUGACAAAAGAAGUUCCCGUCGCCAGGCAACUGUCAAUGUUAGCUAUAAAGAAGAUGAAGAAAUGAAAACAGAUUCUGAUGACUUACUCGAAGUUUGUGGAGAAGAUGUUCCUCAACCUGAAGAAGAAGAGUUUGAAACAAUAGAAAGGUUUAUGGAUUGUCGAAUUGGAAGAAAAGGAGCUACUGGUGCUACAACAACCAUCUAUGCAGUUGAAGCAGAUGGUGACCCAAAUGCAGGAUUUGAAAAAAACAAGGAACCGGGAGAAAUCCAGUAUUUAAUUAAAUGGAAAGGAUGGUCCCAUAUCCAUAAUACUUGGGAGACAGAAGAAACCCUUAAGCAGCAGAAUGUUAGAGGAAUGAAAAAAUUGGAUAAUUAUAAGAAAAAAGAUCAGGAAACAAAAAGAUGGUUAAAAAAUGCAUCUCCAGAAGAUGUGGAAUAUUAUAAUUGCCAGCAAGAACUUACAGAUGAUCUACACAAACAGUAUCAAAUAGUGGAGCGAAUAAUUGCUCAUUCCAAUCAAAAAUCAGCAGCUGGUUAUCCUGAUUAUUAUUGCAAAUGGCAGGGCCUUCCAUACUCAGAGUGCAGCUGGGAAGAUGGAGCUCUCAUUUCCAAAAAGUUUCAAGCAUGUAUAGAUGAGUAUUUUAGCAGAAAUCAAUCAAAAACCACUCCUUUUAAAGAUUGUAAAGUAUUAAAACAAAGGCCAAGGUUUGUAGCCCUGAAGAAGCAACCAUCCUAUAUUGGAGGACAUGAGGGUUUAGAAUUAAGAGAUUAUCAACUGAAUGGUUUAAAUUGGCUUGCUCAUUCUUGGUGCAAAGGAAAUAGUUGCAUACUUGCUGAUGAAAUGGGCCUUGGAAAAACAAUACAGACAAUCUCAUUUCUGAAUUAUUUGUUUCACGAACAUCAGUUAUACGGACCUUUUCUGUUAGUAGUUCCACUCUCUACUCUCACUUCCUGGCAAAGGGAGAUUCAGACAUGGGCAUCUCAAAUGAAUGCUGUGGUUUAUUUAGGUGACAUUAACAGCAGAAAUAUGAUAAGAACACAUGAAUGGAUGCAUCCCCAGACUAAGAGGUUAAAAUUUAAUAUACUGUUAACAACUUAUGAAAUUUUAUUGAAGGAUAAGGCAUUCCUUGGAGGUCUGAAUUGGGCAUUUAUAGGUGUAGAUGAAGCACAUCGAUUAAAGAAUGAUGACUCCCUUCUGUAUAAAACUUUAAUAGACUUUAAGUCCAAUCACCGUCUCCUUAUCACUGGAACUCCUCUACAAAACUCCCUCAAAGAGCUGUGGUCUUUGCUGCAUUUCAUUAUGCCAGAAAAGUUUUCUUCCUGGGAAGAUUUUGAAGAAGAACACGGCAAAGGGAGAGAGUAUGGUUAUGCCAGUCUCCACAAGGAGCUUGAGCCAUUCCUAUUACGCAGAGUUAAGAAAGAUGUGGAAAAAUCUCUUCCUGCCAAGGUUGAACAGAUUUUACGAAUGGAAAUGAGUGCUUUACAGAAACAAUAUUACAAAUGGAUUUUAACUAGAAAUUACAAAGCCCUCAGUAAAGGUUCCAAGGGCAGUACCUCAGGCUUUUUGAACAUUAUGAUGGAGCUAAAGAAAUGUUGUAACCAUUGCUACCUCAUUAAACCACCAGAUAAUAAUGAAUUCUAUAAUAAACAGGAGGCCUUACAACACUUAAUCCGAAGUAGUGGAAAAUUGAUCCUUCUCGACAAGCUGUUAAUUCGCCUAAGAGAACGAGGCAAUAGAGUUCUUAUUUUUUCUCAAAUGGUGCGGAUGUUAGAUAUACUUGCAGAAUAUUUGAAAUAUCGUCAAUUCCCAUUUCAAAGAUUAGAUGGAUCAAUAAAAGGGGAGCUGAGAAAACAGGCUCUGGAUCAUUUUAAUGCUGAAGGAUCAGAGGAUUUCUGCUUUUUGCUUUCCACAAGAGCUGGAGGCCUAGGAAUUAACUUAGCCUCUGCUGACACUGUUGUUAUAUUUGAUUCUGAUUGGAAUCCACAAAAUGAUCUUCAGGCACAGGCUAGAGCUCAUCGAAUUGGGCAGAAGAAACAGGUGAAUAUUUAUCGUCUAGUUACAAAGGGGUCAGUGGAAGAGGAUAUUCUUGAAAGAGCCAAAAAGAAAAUGGUUUUAGAUCAUCUCGUGAUUCAAAGAAUGGACACAACUGGGAAGACAGUACUACACACAGGUUCUGCCCCUUCAAGUUCUACUCCUUUUAAUAAAGAAGAGUUAUCAGCCAUUUUAAAGUUUGGUGCCGAAGAACUUUUUAAAGAACCUGAGGGAGAAGAACAAGAGCCCCAGGAAAUGGAUAUAGAUGAAAUCUUGAAGAGGGCUGAAACUCAUGAAAAUGAACCAGGCCCAUUAACUGUUGGAGAUGAAUUACUUUCCCAGUUCAAGGUUGCCAACUUUUCAAAUAUGGAUGAGGAUGACAUUGAGUUGGAACCUGAAAGAAAUUCAAAGAAUUGGGAGGAAAUCAUUCCAGAAGAUCAAAGAAGACGAUUAGAAGAGGAAGAAAGGCAAAAGGAACUUGAAGAAAUUUACAUGCUGCCAAGAAUGAGAAAUUGUGCAAAACAGAUCAGUUUCAAUGGAAGUGAAGGGAGACGCAGUAGAAGUAGGAGAUACUCUGGAUCUGAUAGUGAUUCAAUCUCAGAAAGGAAAAGACCAAAGAAACGUGGAAGACCAAGGACUAUCCCUCGGGAGAAUAUUAAAGGAUUUAGUGAUGCUGAAAUUAGGCGGUUUAUCAAGAGUUACAAGAAGUUUGGUGGCCCUCUGGAAAGAUUAGAUGCAAUUGCUCGAGAUGCUGAACUAGUUGAUAAGUCAGAGACAGACCUCAGACGCCUGGGAGAAUUGGUACAUAAUGGUUGCAUUAAAGCUUUAAAGGAUAGUUCUUCAGGGACGGAACGAACAGGCGGUAGGCUCGGAAAAGUGAAGGGUCCAACAUUCCGAAUAUCAGGAGUACAGGUGAACGCGAAGCUAGUCAUCUCCCAUGAAGAAGAGUUAAUACCAUUGCACAAGUCCAUUCCUUCAGAUCCAGAGGAAAGAAAGCAGUAUACUAUCCCAUGCCAUACAAAGGCAGCUCAUUUUGAUAUAGACUGGGGCAAAGAAGAUGAUUCCAAUUUGUUAAUUGGUAUAUACGAAUAUGGAUAUGGAAGCUGGGAAAUGAUUAAAAUGGAUCCUGACCUCAGUUUAACACACAAGAUUCUCCCAGAUGAUCCUGAUAAAAAACCACAAGCAAAGCAGUUGCAGACACGCGCAGACUACCUCAUCAAAUUACUUAGUAAAGAUCUUGCAAGAAAAGAAGCUCAGAGACUUUCUGGCACAGGAGGUUCAAAGAGAAGAAAAGCAAGAGCUAAGAAGAAUAAAGCAAUGAAGUCUAUAAAAGUGAAAGAAGAAAUAAAGAGUGAUUCUUCCCCCCUGCCCUCAGAAAAGUCUGAUGACGAUGACGAUAAGAAUGAGGUCACUUCUGUGAAACAUCCAAAUAAAAAAGUUAAAACAGAAAGAGACAGUGAAGAAAAACAUCAGCCAGAUGUUUGUAUAAAGAAGGAACCAGAAGAAAAAAGGGAAGCAAAAGAAAAGGAGAAUAAAAGAGAACUUAAAAGGGAGAUAAAAGAAAAAGAGGAUAAGAAAGAUAUAAAGGAAAAAGAUUUUAAAGAAAAAAGAGAAACCAAAGUAAAAGAAGCUAUGCAGAAAGAAAAAGACAUAAAGGAAGAAAAGUUGAGUGAAUGCAAGUCUGAUAGCAAGGAAAGAUCUAAAAAAACUUCAACAUCAGAUACUCCAGUUCAUAUCACUGCGAGUGGUGAACCAGUUCCCAUAGCUGAAGAAUCUGAAGAGCUGGAUCAGAAGACAUUCAGCAUUUGUAAAGAAAGAAUGAGGCCUGUCAAAGCAGCUUUGAAACAACUUGAUAGGCCUGAGAAAGGUCUUUCAGAAAGAGAACAACUGGAACAUACUAGACAGUGUUUAAUAAAAAUUGGAGACCAUAUCACGGAAUGUCUGAAAGAGUAUACAAAUCCUGAACAAAUUAAGCAGUGGCGAAAAAACCUGUGGAUUUUUGUAUCUAAGUUUACUGAAUUUGAUGCAAGAAAAUUACACAAAUUAUAUAAGCAUGCUAUUAAAAAACGGCAGGAAUCUCAGCAAAACAGUGACCAGAACAGCAUCUUGAAUGCUCACAUGAUUAGAAAUCCAGAUGUGGAAAGAUUAAAAGAGAACACAAAUCAUGAUGAUAGCAGCAGGGACAGUUACUCAUCUGAUAGACAUCUGAUAUCUCAGUAUCACGAUCAUCACAAAGACCGACAUCAGGGAGAUUCUUACAAAAAGAGUGAUUCCAGGAAAAGGCCCUAUUCUUCUUUUAGUAAUGGUAAAGAUCAUCGUGAUUGGGAUCACUAUAAACAAGACAGCAGAUACUACAAUGAUAGAGAGAAACACAGAAAACUGGAUGAUCACAGGAGUAGAGAUCACAGAUCAAAUUUGGAAGGAAGUUUCAAAGAUAGACCUCAUUCUGAUCAUCGUUCUCAUGCAGACCAUCGGUUACAUUCAGACCACCGGUCAAGUUCUGAAUACACACACCAUAAAUCUACCAGGGAUUAUAGGUACCACUCAGAUUGGCAAAUGGACCACAGAGCUUCCAGUAGUGGCCCUAGGUCACCACUAGAUCAGAGGUCUCCGUAUGGCUCCAGAUCUCCGUUUGAACACUCAGUUGAACACAAAAGUACUCCUGAGCAUACCUGGAGUAGUCGGAAAACAUAACAAAAACUGAUACUUUGUCUUUCUGGACUUUUAGCCAUAUAUCAUAAACCAACACAGUAAUUGCCUUACAUGACUUGAAAGAUAUAAACAGAUCUUCUAUCAGUAGCAGUAUUGUUACUUCUUUCCAGGAUGCAAGGUCUAUUAUCCCAACAGAAGAGAAAAUAUUUUUAUAUUUAAGGAUUAUGCUGCACUGUACUACAAAUAUUGUGGUACUUUUUUUUUUUUUCUUUCUUUUUUAAAGAAAUGGAAAAUGUUUACUAUUACAGGGACCUCAACACUGCCCUCCCAUAUAGGCUGGAUAAAACUGUUUUUAAGUCAGUGAUUUUUGACUGACCUCCAUUUAAAUUAUGUUUGUAUAUGAACUGUACACUCUGACCUGUGAUCAUGUUUCAGGAAGGAAUGAAAGAGAGUUCUUUUCUUAAUAAAGAAAAAACACUCAAGGACUUUGUUCACUUUCCAAAGCUACUUGUUUACAUUGUACACUGCGACCACCUUGCCGCUUUUCAUCACAAGCUUGAAUAUUUAAAUUCUGUACUUAUAUCUGUAAAAUAGCCAGGAAUUUCCUGUUUGUGAUCUAUUAUGCCUUUUUACAAAAAAAAAAAAAAUGGCUGUAAAUUAUUGUAAAUGGAUUAAAUGAGCUUUCCUUACUUCCUUUCCCUUCUCAGGCUUUUUUUGACUGUUCCUUUCCCUACCAACUCAGGCCUUCUAAUCAUUAAAAAAAAAAAAAAAAAAAUCAGUGUAAUAACACUUUUUAAUGAUUUGUCUUGAUGGAAUCAUUGUUUAGAAUGUAAAAAUGGGGAAAGGGGCCACUUAAUUCCAUUAAUCCUCCUUUUAUAUUGAAUAUUUUAUUAGAUACAUGUUAACUCUUCCUCUUUUUUUUUUUUCUCUUUUUUAGUCGAUUGUGCUUAUAGUAACAAAAUGGUGAGUUGGUAUGUAAAAUCCAAACUGCAUGCUCUGGAAACAUUUUUUUCAGAUGCAUUUGGUUUAAAAGGGUAGGUAUAUGAACACUUUCAGAAUCCAGAACAGCCGAAAGUUAUUGUAAAAUCCAUUUGUUUUCCCUUUUCAUGUGGGCAAUAAUGUCAAAUGUGCUAUGCAGCCAGGUAACCUUUUAGAUAAACUUGAUUGACUUUUAAUAUAAACUGUUACAAUGCACACUGAUUGUAUAUAAAAACCUUAUAUAUGGCAAAUUAAAUUUAAGAAAAAGGA